Molecule: messenger RNA, 6137 nt
Organism: Lates calcarifer (barramundi perch)
Lineage: Eukaryota; Metazoa; Chordata; Actinopteri; Centropomidae
Gene: efna5b
Product: ephrin-A5b
Exons: 5
Coding region: 1202-1891 (229 amino acids)
Biological process (GO): axon guidance; regulation of cell-cell adhesion; ephrin receptor signaling pathway
Cellular component (GO): external side of plasma membrane; plasma membrane
Molecular function (GO): ephrin receptor binding
Source: RefSeq, a predicted model, not a curated record
GACUAUCCCCCGCUCCUCCGUAACCAAACCCACUCUUUCAGUCGGCGUCUGGAGCUCGCCUUGGCGUUUUUUGCCCCUCACCUUCCCUGCGUGUCCCCGGCGUUUUAAAUCCAAACACGAAAAAAGAGAGAGAGAGAGAGAGAAAGAGGAAGACGCAGACGCACAUGGGAGAAGGCAAGAUUUUUUUCAUUCCUGCACGUCGCGCGAUGGCUUAUAUAUGAGGAGGACACUUUGGGAUGUGGACAUAAACAAGCUGUCUCCACGGCGAGAAGCGCAUGAGAAAACACAACGCCGCCUCCGACACCGAGAAGGACUCCUCCCCACCUCGACCGUGACACCUCUGGUAAAUCGCUGAGAGAGGAUACCAGUCUCUUUUAUUUCCACGCUGGAGUCGAAAAGACCCGAGUCUAACACUGUCAUUCAAAUGCCAGUGGCUGGCUGACUGACUCUAUGGCUUUAAAAAGUUGCCUGGAGAACAUGGACAUCUGACGUGCGCCACACGGCGUCAUUGGACACAUUGAGCCUCUCUCUCUCUCUUUUCUCCAUCACAUCUCGGACUGACAAAUCUCCCCCUCCUGCGCUUUGGGUAUUGGAGUAAGAAGAAGUGUUCAGCAGUUGUCAUUCGCCCUGACACAGGCUACAUCCAGUAGCUCCCUGCAGAAGGGGGAACAUUAUCGCCACCACAGAAGACGCUGCCUGUUGUGCUGCGCAUUUGUAUGUGCUGAUCUCACUGCUUGUGCAUUAGAGGGAGAGAGAUAUUUUGUCAGCCUCACCACGGAUUUGUCACAGCUGACAUCCCGCAUGAAAUAAAGCCCGUGAUUCAUCUGGACCCUCGCCCUGCAUCAGAGAGAGAGAAACGCAGUGACGCGUUGGUUUUUGUAACUUUACAUUUCUGUUCAGCCUGAACAAGUGUCAGCUCAAGUCUCCCCCCCUCACCCCCUUUUCCUCUUUGAACGGUCACAGUUUUGCCGUCUCUUUUUGGUGUUUUCCGUGUGUUGUGCGCAUUUGUAUCCGUGUGGCAAACUGCGCCAGAAACGCGCGGCUACAUGUGAAUGAGACUUCGUCACCUGUCCCGGCUUGAAGCGCUCGUACAACUCGACUUGACUGACCCCCUCCUAUCCCCCCUCCCCCCCGUUCCUAUACACACACACUCUCACACACACACCGAAGAGGAAUACGUGCCGAAGUUUUUGCUGUAGUGAUGCUGCAAGUGGAAAUGGUCCUCUUUGUCUGCCUGGUGCUGUUGAUGUGUGUUUUUAGCCAGGAGCCCAGUUCCAAAGUGGUGGCCGACCGCUACGCUGUCUUCUGGAACCGGACCAACACCAAGUUCCAUCGUGGGGACUACCACAUCGACGUGUGCAUAAAUGACUACCUGGAUGUCUACUGUCCCCACUAUGAAGACACUGUUCCUGAGGAGCGGACGGAGCGCUACGUCCUCUACAUGGUCAACUAUGAUGGCUACAGCACAUGCGACCACACCGCCAAGGGCUUCAAACGCUGGGAGUGCAACAGGCCGCACUCCCCAAAUGGACCGCUCAAGUUCUCGGAGAAGUUCCAGCUCUUCACUCCCUUCUCCUUGGGCUUUGAGUUCAGACCGGGCAGAGAAUACUACUACAUCUCCUCCACCGUCGCUGAGAACGGGAGGAAAACAUGCCUGAAGCUCAAAGUUUUCGUCCGACCAUCAAACAGCUGUGUGAAAACUAUAGGCGUACAUGACCGCGUUUUUGAUGUAAACGACAAAGUAGACAAUACAUUAGAACCACGAGACGAUACCAGUCAUGAACCAGCUGAGCCUUCCCGAAGUGAAACAAAUGCUGUGCCACACCUGCAGAAAACAAGUCCGCUCCUGGCUUUGUUGCUGGUCUGCCUAGCAGCACUCUUCACUUUAUAGCGCCUCCCUCUGUCCUGGAGGGCAUUUACACCUAGUGUGGCCUGAAUCUGCCCGAGGCUGCAGGGAAAGGGGGGGUGGGCUUUGGAUGCAGCGUGUUCGCUUGAUUGGGCAUCAGAGCAGGCUUCUCAAGGAACCCUCUAUUUUUUUCAGAAAAAUAUUUAAGUGGUCUUUCUCCGUCUGUGAGUGAAAAAAAGUUGAUGUUGGAAGGGGGAGAGACAGUUUCCCCCUCUUAAACCUUCAACUAAGAUGCCAAAUCUCGUUUUUUGACACUUAGUGAUUCUUAUUUUCCCGUGACUUGACAUCCCUUUACAUCACGUUUAUGUCAUUGCAGCACUGAUGUUUACCCACACAUACACAUACAGUAUAUACAUAUACUGCUUACAUAGUCAAAUACAAAAAUGCCUCUACACUAACAGUGGAUAGCAGUAGGGUUUUUACAGUUGUAUACAGUAGCAGCGUUACACAGUAGGAAAGUGAUGAUUCUAGGUCUUAGAAAUGACUGUACAUACACACAUAAAUAGUUUUCCCGAGACCUCUCAAGAAGCCUUUCAGAAAAUAUUUUUGCCAAUUUUCUCUUGGAUAUAAAGUUUGUGUAUAGGUGGAUAAAGCUACUUAGUGAUUGAGCGGGGCAACAUUUUUCUCGUCCUCCUUUGUGUAGAGCGUGCUCAACAAAACAGAUCUCAAAGCACUUGGUUCAAUCUGACUCACAAAACAGCUAAAUUGAAACUUCUCACUAGAUAUUUUGCAGACUGCUAUAAAGAUCAAGGAUCAAUAUCAUUUUAAAGCUGAUCACACAAUUUCACGGCAACAGUCACAGUCAUUGUAUUCUAUGUUUAGGGCAGCAAUUGUUGUCUGUUCCAUUUGAGUAUUAGUCAAUAUUAACACUCCCAUAAACGUUUGCAUCCACAGCUUCACCAUUGAUUGUUAAAGCAAUUGUUUAAAAAAUGAUUCACAGUGAAAUUGGACACUUUAUUUUUUUUCCCUAAACCAUUUAAGUUAUUUUACUUUGCCAAUGGUGUCUCCAAACAUUGUCUUUCACGUUGCAGUUUCACAUUUUACUUUGUAUUUUUGCACUGUCUGUGAUCCACUUAAAUGAGAACAAUAAGAGAGGUCAUGGGAGGGUGUUUGAAAAGAAACAUCAUUUCACAGUACCAAACUUUUUCCUCACACCUUUGUCCCUUAAAAAUAACAACAGCUUUGAAUCGUGCUCAUCAAAUUAGAGUUAGCUUUAUCUCACAUUCAUUUUAUUGCAGCAGUUAGUGUUAGCGAAUACAGGACUGAUCCAUAGCUCCAAUUAGUUGAAAACACACAGCAUGACGAGAUAAACUUUACCUUUUAAUUCAAGGCAAUGCACAGCUCUGUUUAGUUAGAUUUAUGUUAGCACUUACAUUCAAAAGGAAUUCACUGUGUAAUAAUGAUAUUCAGCUUCCUUCAGCUCCCACAGAUGCACAUGGUGAGUUAGCAUAAUGAAAGCUAUUAUGUCUUCUUUUUUUUUUUUUUCCAAACGGCGGCGCUUGUUUCUUUGCUUUCAAAGAAGCAUGGACAGAUAGAGAAAUUAACUCUGCUGAAACUGACUUCCUUUCAGAGCCCAGUUUUGUAUGAGAAAUAGGGCACCAAUUGGUUUGGAAAGACAGACAGAAAAGAGAGAAAUAGAGCAAGAAAAGGAGCACAGGAGCAAUUGCAUGUCCACCCUCAGCUCCUAGUGUUACUGGUUUAAGUGACUCUUUAAUGAGGUUCAAAAUGACAGGCAUGUGGACCCCAUGUUGUGGCAAGGGGAGUUAUUUCUGGUAUUAAAAAUAGAUGGUGGAAGGCUUGGGGGGUCUCGGGAGGGAGGGUGUAGAUUUCCACCGUGGGGGGUUUUAAAGCACCAAUGACCUUGCAGUUUGAGAGAAUUGGUGAGUGAAGGAGAUGGAAAGAAUUAAACAGAGAGAUGCACACACAGAGAAAAGACAUGGGAGGUAGCCGAAGGUAGUGUGACUAGAGUGCCUAACAAAACAAAACAAGAUAAAACAACUAAAAAUCCAUGCAACACUACUGGAAAAAACACCUGAUUCAGUGACUAAACAUAUUUUUCAGUAAGAUUCAGUCUUAAAAGGCAUGAACUGUUUUGUUUUUGCUUUGUUUUCAUUUCUGUGGCUGCCUUUUUUUCUAGGUUUUUUUUUUCUUCCCCCAGAAAGACUGCCUUUGCCUUUUGCCAUUUGUUUUUUGUGCUACGGUAACAAUGCUAUUACAAUGGAAUAGCAGCUCAGCUAUGGGGGGGUAAUAGGAGACGAGGCCAUUUAAUGAGGUACUAAUUUUCAGGAUAACACCACAGGGAAUGAGCACCGCAUAAGAUUCAAAGUGGACGCUUGUCAGCAGAUUAACACUAGACUUUUAUCAGAAACCAGCUUCAAUUGUACUCUCUUAUAGUUACCAAUACUACUAUUUGUCAUUAUUGCUAUUAUUACCAUGAUUUAUUCUGUACACACCUUAACUUGGGAAAUGAGGAUCAACUUAUAAACUGGAUACUGUGUAUCCUGAGGUAGUCAACCAUAAAACAUGUAGUGUUAGGUUAGUAUCUGUUUUGUACCUUUCUGGAGGACAAAAGAAAAAAAUGAGAUACAUCAUUGUUAAAACUGUAUAAUUAUUAUUAUUGUUAUGAUGAUGAUGAUGAUUAUGACUAUUAUUAUUAGGAAAACUUCUUGAUGUAAAUAGUGUUUGAUAUUAAAGUAUUAAUUUGGUUCUUAUGUCUUUUCUAAAAAAUGAAUACGGUAUUAUCUCUGGGUUUUGCGGAGUGUGUACUGUCCUCAAACAACGCAUUGUGUGCUUUGAUCCUCAAUGCCUAAUGAAACUUUGAGCUAAAACAAAGGGGAAACCUGUGGGAAAGUGUACACAUACUAGUGUACAGAAGGCUGGACAUUAGCCAACAAGUGGCUCACCUGUUACAUGUUUCAAACCAGUCACCGACCUUCACCAUCUCUUCACAUAAGGAUCCUGCCUUGGAAAGAAACACUUGGGACUUAAUGGAUGGCUUAUUUGUACUUAUUUGCCUUCAACGUUUGAAAGCAUGUUGGUCAGCUAAACAAUCUGCCAUGAGUGGACUGUUGGCUUUUUAAUGGAAGGAUCUCGCCAGUUUCAUUAUGUGGCAUGCGCAUGAACUUGAUGACAUGUAAAAGAAAAAAAAGAAGAAAAAAAAUCAAAAAAAGUUUUAAAAAGAACGUUUUCUUUUGCUCUUAUUUUCUUUUUCUUUAUAACGUAUUAGAUUUUCUGAUCACUUUCAUGUUGUGUGUUUUUUGCAUCCCCAUUUGAGUGAUGUCAUGAAGCUGUGUAGUUACAGAUGACAAAUGUACUGUACAUAACACAAACCAUUGUUGUGAAGUUACAGUGGGGGUGGGUCAUUUUGUAGUUCAAAAACAACUUUUAGUUUUCAGUUUCCUAAAGAAUGACUCUUUCUGUACCCAUCUACUGAAUUCAUCCCAUGUAGCUGCAGUCUGUCUCCUCCUGACUAUUCAUCCUCCCUUAGCUCUCCCAAGAGGAGGUGUCUGGGAGUGUAUACAUCAAUGUGUGGACGUUUUUCAGUGUGGAAAAAAAAAAUGUGUGAGACCUUUGAGUUUGCGUGUGUGCGUGUCUCAUUUGCUGUUGCCGCAGUGAAUGGGAAGCGGCAACCCUCUUUGGCAAAGAAGAGUGUUUCCCAUGCCUUAGCCCUUCAGCCUCUGCCCUGGCAGCCCUGUCUGUGUACAAGACGCUUUCUGCCAUUGUGCUUUUACAUGGAAUGGCUGCUGGCGUCGAAGAGACUACAACAGGGCCCUUCACUUUCUCUCCCUUUUUAACAACCCCUGAAUCACUUGUCCCUACGGUAUACGUUGGUCCUGGUUACAGUUCGAGGAUUAGUGUGCCCCCUCUGCCAAAUACCUAAGGCGGAUUGUUAGCGGGGUAAAGCCUAUCAUCGAUCCAGGUUCUGUGCAUACGGGGGCAAAGCCUCUCUUCGUCAGCUCCCCUCUUGCUGAUGAGCCACUUGUUAAUUUUUGUGCACCUGUCCUGUCCCAUUGUGCUUUGUAUAACCUCCACCACACCACCUGCUGUCCUUCUUCUUCCCUCACCUUUGAACCCCGCUCCCACUUUGCCAUCAGUGGGGAAUAUUUCCAACCUGCUCUUUUACAGUAUAUAAACGACAACAAAAAAUUUGACAAAAAAUUAUCUGUAUUUGUAUAUACACGUGUCUGAGCAACUAUGAGUAAUACAAUAAAACGGAAAUACAUUGCUUUGA